This is a messenger RNA of Nelumbo nucifera (sacred lotus), 1446 nucleotides long. Its product is annotated as protein LIGHT-DEPENDENT SHORT HYPOCOTYLS 6-like. Gene Ontology annotation, biological process: response to light stimulus; mRNA transcription. The record is from RefSeq and is a predicted model, not a curated record. Lineage: Eukaryota; Viridiplantae; Streptophyta; Magnoliopsida; Proteales; Nelumbonaceae. Gene Ontology annotation, cellular component: nucleus.
GAAGGCAACAAGAGAGUAGAGGCUAACAGAGAGGGAGAUCGGACAACGGACGGGGAAUGGGGAGCGGAGUUACGUCGGAAGGGGCCACAAGGCCCACCACGUGAAUAGAAGCAUUCACACACACAUUCUCUCUCUCGAUCUAUCUAUCUAUCUCACAGCGUCGCUUAUUCAUCCAUACAUCCCUUUUAACGCCCCAUCUUCCCCACUUUCUCCCUUCUUCUUUCUCUUCUCUCUUCACUGUUCAUUUUUUCCUCCCAAAAACCCUCCCUCCUAUCUCACAAAAACCUUAUGAGCAACCCAUAAAAGAUCACCAAAAUUGAGAAAAAAGAAAAGAAGAAACAAUAGAGAGAAAAGAGAGGAAAUCUUCCCCUUCUAAAUGAAAGAUCCUUAGCUCAGUCAGAAGAAAACUCAGCUACAGCUAGCAAAUCCAAUCUGCAACCAAGAGGGAAAUUGGAAGAAGAGAGGAGAGAUAAUCACCAAGGACCCAGAGGAAAGAGGAAAACAUCAAUACCCAGCAAGAGGAAUAAAGGGAAAAGGACAGAACAGUUAUGGAAAGAACACCGGGUGGUGCAUCAGAGCCUAACUCCGGCGAAGGUCCGUCGGCAACGGGUGGUGGGGGCGCAGAAGGAUCGUCGGCAGCUCCACUGAGUCGGUACGAGUCUCAGAAGAGGCGAGACUGGAACACGUUCCUACAGUACCUGAAGAACCACAAGCCCCCUUUAUCGCUCGCAAGGUGCAGUGGUGCACACGUAAUCGAGUUCUUGAAGUACUUAGACCAGUUUGGAAAGACGAAGGUGCACUUAACUGGGUGUGCCUACUUCGGACAUCCCAACCCACCUGCGCCCUGUGCGUGUCCGCUCAAGCAGGCUUGGGGGAGCCUCGACGCGCUCAUUGGACGGCUCAGGGCGGCCUAUGAGGAGAACGGUGGACGGCCUGAGUCCAACCCGUUUGGGGCCAGAGCUGUGAGGAUAUUUCUGAGGGAGGUAAGAGAAGGUCAAGCCAAGGCAAGAGGGAUACCGUAUGAGAAGAAGCGAAAGAGACCGACCACGACAACGACGACUAUGCCGGCAAAUGUUUCCUCAGCGAUGACUCAAGCGGUUGAUGGUGGUGGCGGUGGUUCCUCUUCGGAAGCUGGGGCUGCUAGUGUCCCUCCAGCCACUACUUCCGUAUAGCUUCACUAUUUUUUCUCUUUUUUCUUUAUUUAUUUUCAUUGUUAUUUGAGUCAUAUUAUAUGCCGAUCGAUUCUCUUUAUAUUUCCAUCAACACCGUGAUCAAAACUAGAAUGGAAAUCGUCCUUCUCUUUCUUUCUCUCGAUCAAUCAGAUUGGAUAAACCCAGUUUUCUUUUCCUUCUUCCGGCUGAAGCCUGAACUAUGUUGGGGCUCAUUUUCUCUGCACAUGAACCAUGAAAUGAAGUAAGUUAGGGAAGAAAGAAGGAUUCUUAGAUU